AUGGACAAAUGGAAUCACAGUGCCACCUCUCUCACACAUUUUGUUAUUGCAGGAAUUCCUGGACUCCAAGACACAACAUCAAGAGCUACCCUAUUUGUGUUUUUUCUUGUCAUGUACAUCAUUACAGUUGCAGAGAAUUUUGUUUUCAUCAUUGUAAUAAAAUCUGACCAUGCUCUGUACUCCCCAAUGUACCUGUUUAUUUGUAACCUUGCUUUCCUAGAUGUUCUUAUUCCUUCUGUUACCAUACCACAAAUGUUGCACUAUUUAAUAACUGAGGAUGGUUCUAUUGCUUUCAUUCCAUGCAUUGCACAGAUGGCCUUGUAUCUUGCUUUUUUACUAGCAGAAGGUUUCACCUUGGUAGUCAUGUCUUAUGACAGGUACCAGGCCAUAUGCAACCCAUUGCAUUACAACAGUGUCAUGACCAUAAAGCAUGCCUUCAUGUUAUGUGCUUUAUGCUGGACAAUAGGAAGUACUUAUGCUGCCUGCUAUGUAUACACUGUAUUGAGGAUUCCAUUCUGUGAACUAAACAGAAUUGAAUAUUUUUGUUGUGAUUAUAUGGCCAUUGCAUUACUAGCUUGUGCUGAUAUCUCAAGCCAAUAUAGACUUGAUAAAAUUGUUGCCUUAAUAUUUGUUGGCAUUCAGGUUUUUCCUGUUCUGUUUUCUUAUGGAAAGAUAAUUGUUGCAGUAUUAAGAAUAACUUCUGCUGAAGGUCGAAAGAAAGCUUUCUCUACUUGUGCCAGCCAUCUUCUUGUUAUAGGUGUUUUCUACGUGGCUCUAGCCUUUGUCUUAAUUUCUUAUUCAGUAACAGGAUUUUCUGAACAAGUACGCACUUCAGCUGCAAUAGUCCAAAAUGUCAUGCCUUCUUUUGUCAAUCCAAUAAUUUACUGUGCAAAAACAAAAGAAAUCAGGGCCAGUAUUAUAAAGAUUACUAAAAGGUAUAAGUUAAGAUCAUUGUGA
Messenger RNA from Protopterus annectens (West African lungfish), 957 nucleotides. Its product is annotated as olfactory receptor 6N2-like. Gene Ontology annotation, cellular component: membrane. The record is from RefSeq and is a predicted model, not a curated record. Gene Ontology annotation, molecular function: olfactory receptor activity; G protein-coupled receptor activity. Gene Ontology annotation, biological process: G protein-coupled receptor signaling pathway. Bases 1 to 957 code for a protein of 318 amino acids. NCBI's taxonomy places the organism in Eukaryota, Metazoa, Chordata, Ceratodontiformes, Protopteridae. The transcript has a single exon.